Messenger RNA from Cavenderia fasciculata, 1050 nucleotides. It is a transcript of the gene uch2, whose product is annotated as peptidase C12 family protein. The transcript has 5 exons. Gene Ontology annotation, molecular function: cysteine-type deubiquitinase activity. The record is from RefSeq and is a predicted model, not a curated record. Gene Ontology annotation, cellular component: cytoplasm. Lineage: Eukaryota; Evosea; Eumycetozoa; Acytosteliales; Cavenderiaceae. Gene Ontology annotation, biological process: protein deubiquitination; ubiquitin-dependent protein catabolic process. The coding region runs from base 1 to 1050 and encodes 349 amino acids.
AUGAGUGGCAACGAUGGAUGGUGUACAAUUGAAAGUGACCCAGGUGUCUUUACAGAGUUGAUAGAGAAUAUGGGUGUUAAAGAUGUUCAAGUUGAGGAACUUUAUUCUUUAGAUGCUUCUGAAUUCUCAAAGUUAAAACCUGUAUAUGGUUUAGUAUUUUUAUUCAAAUGGGAUGGUAAACACUAUUCCUCAAGUCAAGAACCAUGUGAUAAUCAAGAGUUAUUCUUUGCCAAACAAGUGAUUAAUAAUGCAUGUGCAACUCAAGCUAUUCUAUCCAUUUUGAUGAAUAAUAAGGAUAUUGAAAUGAGUGAUGAAUUGACAAACUUUAAAGAUUUCUGUAAAUUUUUAAUGCCAGAGGAUAGAGGAGAUGCAAUUGGUAAUUGUGAUGCAAUCAAGAGAGCUCAUAAUAGUUUUGCAAGACCAGAAUCAUUUGACUUUGAAUCAAAGGGAGGUAAAAAGGAAGAUGCAUUCCAUUUUGUCAGUUAUAUCCCAUUUGAAGGAAAGUUGUAUGAAUUGGAUGGUUUGAGUAGAGGACCAAUUUGUCAUGGUGAAUGUGAUGAUGAAACUUGGUUGGAAUUGGUUCAACCAAUCAUUCAACAAAGAAUCGCAAAGUAUACAUCGGAUGAAAUUAGAUUUAAUUUAAUGGCUGUUGUAAAGAACCGUAAAAAGAUAUUAUCCAACCAAAAGAACUAUUUGGAGGGUAAAAAGAAUGCCAUCCUUUUGAAAUUAUCUCAAUUUGAUACUGCUGUUACAGCCAUGGACAUAGAUGAAUCUGCAUUUAUCAAAUAUAAUCUACCAACUACCAAAGAAGAAUUGGAUCUAUUAUUGGCUGAAAUGGAUGAACAUCUUGAAACCAUAGAUCAAAAUAUUAUGAUGGAAGAUGAAAAGUUUAGGAAUUGGAGAGAGGAAAAUAUUAGAAGAAAACAUAAUUAUAUUCCAUUUAUUAUUAAACUUUUACAAAUUUUAGCAGAGAGACAAGAAUUAAUUCCAUUAAUUAAUAAGGCUAAAGCUGCAACUGCUUCUGUUGAUUCUCAACAAAGAAAAAAAUAG